Messenger RNA from Paramacrobiotus metropolitanus, 1858 nucleotides. Its product is annotated as cytochrome P450 2J6-like. The record is from RefSeq and is a predicted model, not a curated record. Gene Ontology annotation, cellular component: intracellular membrane-bounded organelle; cytoplasm. The transcript is spliced from 6 exons. Bases 165 to 1628 code for a protein of 487 amino acids. Gene Ontology annotation, molecular function: heme binding; iron ion binding; oxidoreductase activity, acting on paired donors, with incorporation or reduction of molecular oxygen, reduced flavin or flavoprotein as one donor, and incorporation of one atom of oxygen. Gene Ontology annotation, biological process: xenobiotic metabolic process. NCBI's taxonomy places the organism in Eukaryota, Metazoa, Tardigrada, Eutardigrada, Parachela, Macrobiotidae.
GCUGCUGCGAAUUUUUGUUCGAUAUCUGGCUUCGCGAGUUGUGUUUGUUGAGGUUUUGUUUAAACACCCUAUCAAACAGGGAUUCUAGCCCACCACGUAUUUGCGAACUCAUUUGUCAGCAGAAAGCGAAAGGACUGUAUUUGUGCAGCUCCCAAAACUGAGAAAUGGCUCUGUGGAUAUUUGGCUUGGCGGCUACCGUGGUGGUUGUAUGGAUAGCGAAAUUCAUUUACCAAGACCGCCGGGAGCGCUCACGGUUGCCUCCCGGUCCGCCAGGGAAACCGAUAAUCGGCAACAUGUUUCAGAUGAUGGGGGAAAAUCGACAAAAUAAUUUAAUGAACGCCGGAAAAAAGUUUGGGGGAAUUUUUACACUUCAAAUUGGCGUCCAAUACAGUGUUGUGAUAACGUCAUAUCGAUUGUUUCGGGAAGCCGUGAUCGACAAAGCCUGGGAGUUUGCUGGACGACCGCCGGAAGUACGAUUUGGCGAUCUGCAACCCGGCAUUAUCGCCGGUGGUGUGGAUACUGACGAUCGAGAAGUGCGGCGCUUCACGCUGCUGACCUUGCGCAGUUUCGGUUUCGGUAAGGCUGACAUGGAGAACAUCAUCCUCCAGGAAGCCGACACCCUGAUUGACCAUUUCCGGAACACCAACGGCGCGCCCUUUAACCCGCGCCUACCAAUCACCAACGCCGCAGCUAAUGUAAUCUCUGCCAUUUUACUGGGAAAAUCGUUCCAGUAUGGUGAUCCGGAAUUCCGUGUGGUUAGCGAAGCGAUGACCGAAGGAAUCAAAUUGGUCCUGGUGGCUGCACGGCGCUCUUCUUUUCCCAUAUUAAAUUAUCUACCGCUCGGCAAAGUCAAGAAAUUUAUUGAGAGCUUCCGCUCCAGUGUCAACUUUCUGAAAAAGGUUGUCCGCGAACACGAAGACACACGGGUACCGGAUGUACACCGGGAUUUCAUUGACGCAUGGCUGGACCACGCUCAGAAACCCGGUAGCCCAUCGGGGCAGGCAUUCACGGCGGAAAAGCUGGAGUCGUCUUUGCUGGAUCUUUUUGGCGGCGGAUUCGAGACAACAGCAACGACAUUGCAAUGGACCAUAGCCAUGCUUCUGCAUCAUCCAGAGGUACAAGAUAAAAUCCAUGAGACUUUGGAUCGUUCUACCAGCCGUGGCGCACAAAUAACUCUGCAAGAUCGCGAAGCAUUGGCUUAUGUCGAAGCAGUCAUAUGGGAAACGCUACGAAUGUACACCGUCAUCCCGUUUGCUGUGCCGCAUAUGAGCACAGAAGACGCCGCUAUCGGACGCUACACGAUACCAAAAGACACUCGUGUUGUAUUGCAUUUGCACUCCAUUCACCACGACCCGGAUUUGUGGGAAGAGCCAGAAACAUUCAAACCCGAACGGUUUGUAGUUAAUGGGAAACUGCAUGCUCCGGAUUACUUUAUACCCUUUUCGGCUGGACGACGAUCCUGCAUUGGUGAGCAGUUGGCACGCAAGGAAGUAUUUCUGGUGUUUGCCAAUUUGAUGCAGAAUUUCAUCUUCUCUGUACCUAAAGGCCAGGGUUUACCGUCGCUUAAGAUGAACGACGCCGUAGUGAUGUAUCCUGAUCCCUUCGAUGUUGUGGUAACGCCUCGUUAAUGACAACGACGUUUUACAAUAGUGUUAAUUACAAUUACAAUAGGGUAAUUUAUGUUAUUUUUGUAAUCUUAAUAUGAUAACGAUUUUAUAAUUAUGCCACAAUCGGAAAAAACUUGUCGACGAUCAGAACUGAUUGCAUUGCAGUGACUGGAUAUGCAGAAAGUGUUUCGUGAAUGUAGCUACUGAUGUGAGCAUAGUUCUGUACCGAAAUAAAAGCUUACUCGUAGGAA